GCAUGGCAGAGUCUGGGCGACUCCUCUCAGUGCCACCUGGAGAAGCUCUACAGCGACGCGAGAACCAGCCUCGUGCGGUUCUUGGACAGGAACCGCUCGCUGGGGAUCCUGGACCUGGGCACCAUGGAGCUGGGCUAUGUGGACGUGGUUAGCAGAGCGAGGCGGCUGGGCAGCACCUCGGACUGGAAGCGGAACCCCCGGUUCCACACCCGCUGGGAGGUGUACUGGAGGGACGGCGACGCGUGGCAGCGUUACGAGGAGCCUGUCCCCCACGACCUCCUGGCAGCCUUUGAGAGAGACUCUCAGGAGCCCACCUUUCAGUUCCGGGGCCAGCUCUACACCAUGGAUCCGAGGCCCCCGCUGCAGAGUGCCGAAGGCCCAGGAUCCAGGUGCCCUGUCCAGAUCCAGCGCCGACCUGCCUACCGCUCGCUGAGCCGCAUGGCGCGGUACCUGCGGACAAUCCCUAGGGACUCCUGGGGAACCUUCCAUCUUUCCAUAUCCACCAUCCCUGGGGAGAGCCCCUCCGACGGGUAUUGUGGGCCAUACCCUGCCGCCUGGGUCCCUCAGCCGCCCCGUGGCCAGGCCUUCCUGCAUGCCGAGGUGGCCUCCUCGGAAGCGGUGUACCGCGAGAUCUGUGAGCUCUUCCACGCCUCUGUCCCCGAGGACACGGUGCUGGUGCUGAGGAUUUACAGGAUCCGGAAUGAUGCACUCUGGGAAAAAUACAGCAGCUGGAAGGAGGGAAUGUCCCGAGGCCUCUCCGCCGGGGAGAAGCGGCGCCUGGAGAGACACCUCUUCCACGGGACCUCGGCCUACAACGUGGAGCCCAUCUGCCGGGCCAAUUUCAACCCCCGCCUCUCCGGGAAGCACGGCGCCCACUACGGCCACGGCAGCCACCACAUCUUAUGUGGCGCCUGCUUCUCGCUACCGCUGGGCACCGAGAGGCGCCUCCUCAGCGUGGACUUUGCCAUGGCCAGGGAGAGAACGGAGCAGAACCCUCCGGGAGACCCACUGGAGACCUUCCCCACGGAUGUAGUUCCACCCGGAAGUCCUUAG
Pelodiscus sinensis (Chinese soft-shelled turtle) is the source of this 1053-nucleotide messenger RNA. The record is from RefSeq and is a predicted model, not a curated record. NCBI's taxonomy places the organism in Eukaryota, Metazoa, Chordata, Testudines, Trionychidae.